Molecule: messenger RNA, 329 nt
Organism: Ilex paraguariensis (yerba mate)
Lineage: Eukaryota; Viridiplantae; Streptophyta; Magnoliopsida; Aquifoliales; Aquifoliaceae
Source: the annotation of a GenBank genome assembly
AUGGAAGUCUCGCCAAGCAGCUCCGAACGCGAAUCAAUAGGCUUGGCGGCGAAAACCAGACUUGGAACGACAAGUUCCUCUGCCGAGACAACAAUAACUUCAUCUCCGGUGAUUCCUCCGGCGUCUCUGUCUGGAUCUAUGCCGUCGCUUCCUGAUUUGGUGAUGGGAGAGACUGAUCGCCGACGUCGACGACUGAGUGGAAUUGGAUAGAAGAGGGUCAGAAAUCCUCAGGUGUUGAGUCUAGUGAACAAUCCUGAUUCGAGGUUUUGAAGCAGUGGAACAGUGGUAGUGGAGUUUGAGAGAGCAAAAAUGGCGGGAAAGACAGCUCA